AUGUCGAUCCCCUCUACCCGCACGGUGCGGCAAAUGAGAAGGAAAUUCAACGCCGUCAUCAAUGAAGCCAUUAGAGAAGAGGUCAAUAAGCUGCUCGCGAAUGGUUCGGUCCGGGAAUCAAAAUAUCCUCAGUGGGUCGCCAAUGUGGUCAUGGUACAAAAGAAGAAUAGAAAGUGGCGGAUGUGUGUAGAUUUCACGGAUCUGAACAAGGCAUGUCCGAAAGAUUCUUUCCCACUGCCACACAUCGAUCAGCUCAUCGACGCAACAGCAGGGCACGAGUUGUUGAGCUUCUUAGAUUCCUAUUCGGGUUACAAUCAGAUCCUUAUGGAAGAAGAAGAUAAGGAGAAAAUCACUUUCAUCACUCACCAGAGAACAUACUGCUAUAAAGUGAUGUCGUUUGGGCUAAAGAAUGCGGGGGCGACAUAUCACAGAUUGGUCACCAAAAUGUUCAAAAACCAACUCGGUAGAACAAUAGAAGUAUACAUCGACGACAUGUUGGUUAAGUCAAAAAGAAAAGAGGAUCAUAUCUAUCAUCUGAAGGAAGCCUUCGAUAUACUAAGACGGUACGACAUGAAACUGAACCCCAAAAAAUGCACCUUCGGUGUAAGUUCGAGUAAGUUCCUUGGUUUCCUGGUAUCUCAAAGAGGCACCGAUAUCAACCCAGAACAGAUUAAGGCAAUCGAAGGAAUACCCGAAAUGCUGACCAGCAAAAAGUAG
Nicotiana tabacum (common tobacco) is the source of this 717-nucleotide messenger RNA. Lineage: Eukaryota; Viridiplantae; Streptophyta; Magnoliopsida; Solanales; Solanaceae. The record is from RefSeq and is a predicted model, not a curated record.